AUGACUUUGUUUUUCGAUACAAAAGUUCAGUUUUUAGAUUCAGAAACAAUAAGUACAAUUGUGGUAUUUCAUCCAAACGAACCAAUUUUCGCUGUUGCCGGGUUUGGUGAGAAUCGCGGCGGAUCAGUGACAAUUUUUGAUGACUCUGGUGAACCUUUACGCGACAUAACUUUUCCCAACCAUCCAGUAAGUCAAUCAACUUCACUCGCCUUUCAUCCUCAAAAACAACUUUUAAUAUCUGGCUGGGAAAAUGGAGAAAUUUUUGCAUGGAUCAGCGGUAAAAGAGAAUUUGUUCCCAUUCAAGGUUCAAGUUCUCACAAAUCACCAAUAAUGUUGAUUGAGUUUAGUGAGAAAGGUGGACGUUUAGUGACUGCUGAUUCAGUAAGUGACAAAUUUAAAAAUGGAACAUUAACUGGCUGGAGAUGUGAUCAACAAGGACAAUUUCUAACAAUGUUUAGUCAUGACUUGCGUGAUCCUUUGCUUCAUAUAACAUUUCGUAAAACUGUUGAAAGUUCAAGUAGCACAGAACUGAUGAACUUGGCAAAGUUAGCAGUUGCAGGAGAUGAAGUUGCACUUGACACAUUAACAAAUUGGCGUCCGAAGACAGCAGCUCGCAAUUUAUCUCACACGACAGUUAAGGACAAUCAUUGCUUUUAUGUUGGCUCACAAUCGGGUGCUUUGUUUUACAUCAAUCAAUCAGGAACAUGCACUGAAGUCUUACAAAACGACUCACCAAUAAUUCAAAUACUUUUCCAUCCAAAACGUGAAGCAAUUGUGACUUUGAUGGAAGACAUGACUGUUGGUCAUUUCCUUGUAGAGUCUUCAGGUAGUCUUACUGAACUCGAUCGUGUGAAACUAUCAAGCAGAAUGUCUGGAUAUGAUGGCGCCAUAUCAUGGGCUGGCAAUUCUCUCGCUAUCAUCACUGGAGAGUUAUCAGUAAGAAUUUGGGAUAUCGACACAAGUGACAACUUUUUACUUCCGACUGAUCAUGCAAGCAUCAAAAAUUUACACACAAAACAAAACAGUAAAACAACUUCAAAUACUGAAAUAUUCUCUUCAAUCGGAUAUUGCCAACAGAAUCAAACACUUUGUGCUGGGACGAAUCAAGGAAGUGUUUACAUUUGGAAAAAAACGAGUUUUAAAUCAGAAACUGAAAAUGGCUGGCAAUUGACUGAUGUUUCAUCUGUUCGUGGUGCAAUCAAACAAUGCAUUUGGGGAAUUGUUGGUGACACUUUAAAUCCAUGCAUUGUCGUCAACUGCAUCUCGAAUGUCUACAUUCUUAAGGAACAACCACUCAUGUCCUACUAUACUCGUGAUAUUUGGGUAACACAACGAUCAGCUAAUCAAGUUCUAGUUGAAACUUCAUCUCAACAAACGUGUUUAGUUUCAAGUGACAUAUCAAUCACAAACUUGUGUCUUAACGAUCUUAAUCUUGUCUUAACGAAUGGAAAAAUUGUUAUGAUUUACAAGAUUCAGCAAACAUCACAUGAUUCAAUCAUAGCCGAUCAAAGUUUGAAAUCCACUAGUGACAUAAAGUUGAAUAAUAAUUUGACAAUUCGAUUUUCGUCAAACUUUUCAUGUGAUAAUCUUCAAGUUUACAUUUAUGAACAAAAUGUGAUUUGCAUUGGACAAAAUAAUGUCACAGUAUUGUCAUUGAAUGGAGUGAAGCUUCAAGAACUUUCAUUUACUGAUCACGAAGGGAAACCCAUUGGAUCUGAUCUCACAAAUAAAUAUUUAACAAUUUUCACUUUAAAUGGUUUUAUAAAAGUUUUUGAUGUCUCAAGGCAUGAAUUGAAGCUUGUUGUACCCACGAAGAACGCUUACGAUCUCUUUGAGAAUUUCGGGGAAGUUAUAAUUGCAAAAGCGAAUAGUGAUGGAUCAUGUGUGGCAUUAACGAUAGCAACUGAAAGUUUGAUGCCAGAUGGCAAGUUGUAUAUUUGGAAACUUGAAUCAGAUGCCGUAUUGUCGUAUGAUUUUCUUCGAAAAGAUGAUUUCAACUUCGCCGCGAGACUUCCAAUCAUAUUUAAUUGGGAUACUGAUGAUCAUCGUUUGUUGGCAUGUGAAGCUCGCUUAAUUCAACAGCAAAUAAAUAAAAUGAAAUAUUCGGAUGGUGUUGCUGUAAGUGAAUCGCAAGUUUAUUUACUUUUCCCAACUGAUAAGUCAAUUCUUGAACUUGAAAUGAUUGACUUGAGUUCAAACGAACAAUUAAUUAAUCUUUGUACACCGGACGUCAUCACAUUGAAAGUUGGAGUUGUUGGACGAAAAACACUUAGCGAUUUUAUUGGACUUCAGAGUUCUGAUGUUGCAACGAGGAAAACUGUUUUGGAUUUCAGUUUGAAUGUUGCACAAGGAAAUUUAGAUCAAGCUUUCAUUUGUAUUCGUUCACUUCAAUCAGAAGCUGUCUGGAGUAAUUUAGCGAAAAUGUGUGUGCAGACAGGAAGAUUGGAUGUUGCUAAAAUAUGCUUGGGACAUUUAAAACAAGCGAGAUCAGUUCGAGCUGUUCGAAAAGCAAUGGAAGAUGGAAGUCUUGAAACAGAAGCCAAGACAGCUGUUCUUGCAAUUGAACUUGGAAUGAUCGAAGAUGCUGAAAAUUUAUAUAAAAAGUGUGGGCGUUUCGAUUUACUUAACAAGCUUUUACAAAAUUGCGGACGUUUCGAAGAAGCUUUGAAGAUCGCUGAAAGCUUCGAUCGAGUUCAUUUGAAGAAUACUCGAAUGAAGUAUGCACAAUGGUUGAGUGAAAAUGGUGACAUUGCUGGUGCUUUGAAGAUGUAUCAACAGACCAGCGAUCCAGUUCAUAGCAUCACACAAAUGUUGAUGGACGAUCAAGUGGCUUUAAGGAAGUUUAUGCAAACAACUGUAGACCCUGAAAUGUUAAAAUGGUAUGCACAAUACAUCGAAAGUACUGGCGAUAUGGAAUCUGCUUACAAGAUUUAUCAAAAAGCUGAAGAUUGGUUCAGUCAAGUUCGCAUUUUAUGCUUUCUUGGUCAACUUUCUCGCGCUGAUUCAAUCGCUCGACAUUCUGGCAACAAAUCUGCUUGUUAUCAUCUCGCACGGCAUUAUGAAAAUAUCGGAAAGUUUUCCGAUGCAAUUGCAUUUUAUACUCGUGCGCAGACUUAUGGAAAUGCUGUGAGAAUUUGUAAAGAAAAUGAUUUGCAAGAUGAAUUGUGGAAUGUCGCAACAAAUGCACGUUCAAAGGAAGAUAAAAUCAGCGCAGCUGUUUAUUUCGAAGAAAAUGGAGAUUACAAACGAGCAGUUGAGUUGUAUCAUCGAGCUGGUUCUAUUCAUAAAGCAAUUGAAAUGGCUUUUGCAUCACAACAACCUGACAUUCUUCAAGUGAUUGCAUCGGAACUCGAUGACAAAUCAGACCCGGAAUUAAUCGCAAGAUGUGCUGAAUUCUUCCAAAGCAUAAAUCUCAAUCAGAAAGCAGUUUUACUUCUUGCAAAUGCAGGGAAAUAUGAUCAAGCAUUGGAGGUUUGUUCCAAACAUGCUGUGCCGAUCACUGAAACACUUGCUGAAUUAUUAACGCCAAGUAAAGAAAAUAUGACGGAAGAGAAACGAAAUGGAAUUUUAAUUCUUCUCGGAGAUCUUCUACAAGAACAAGGCGAUUAUCAUUCAGCGACUAAGAAGUUUACACAAGCUGGUGAUAAAAUUAAAGCUAUGAAAAGUUUACUGAAAUCUGGUGACACUGAAAAAAUUGUUUUCUUUGCUGGAAUGUCAAGGCAAAAGGAAAUUUACAUCAUGGCCGCAAAUUACUUGCAAUCAAUGGAUUGGCAAAACGAUCCGAAGAUUCUCAAGAACAUUGUGACGUUCUACACGAAAGGACAAGCUUAUGAUUUGUUGGCAAACUUUUAUGCUGUUUGCGCACAAGCAGAGAUUGAUGAGUAUCGUGAUUACGAUAAAGCACUGAAAGCGCUGCAAGAAGCAGCAAAAUAUUUAAUUAAAAUUUCUCCUAAUCAUAAUGCUUUGGAAAAGUUACAGCAAUCAAUUUUGAGUGUGAAAAGGUUCAUGGAACUUCAAGAUUUAGCUGAACGUCGAGACUUCCAUUCAGUCAUAAAUGGUUGCAAAAGCCUUCUCAAUAAAGAUCAGCCACCAACACGUCACUGUGAUCUUCUCGGUUUGUUAAUCGAAUCACAAAUUGCAUUGAAACAAUACUCAGAAGCAAUGUCGUCACUUCGUGAACUUUCUAGCAAACAACCUGAUUGGAGUUCAAGAGAAAUUAUUGAUCGAUCUCAAAUUGAGAAAUUAGCUUUUGAAUGUGGCGUUGACUUCAAUCAACUAUGGAACAGUGGAAGAAAUCCUUUAAGGAAACAAAAAUCAAUCGACCAAGAAGACGAUGCCGAUGAUGUUGAAGAAGAGAUUGAAGAGAAUUUAAUAUUUUAA
Molecule: messenger RNA, 4380 nt
Organism: Clunio marinus
Lineage: Eukaryota; Metazoa; Arthropoda; Insecta; Diptera; Chironomidae
Source: the annotation of a GenBank genome assembly